UCUGAGUAACAUGGCCGCUGCCCCAUGAGCCCGGCAGGUGCUGGCCGGGAGUGGGUCUCGUGAGCUGUUUGGCGGCCAGGGGCAGGGGUACGGAGACGGGAUCCAGGCCCGGGUUCCGAGGCGGCGCGCGGCGGCGGAGCGAGACAGGCGGCCCGGGGCGGCGUGGUCCAUGAGCCGGCGCCGGAGGCAGCGCGGAGCCGCAGACUCCCCUAGCCCCGGCGCGGCCCGGGCUGCCGCGGGCUGAGGAGUCGCGGGGCUCCGGGGAACGCCCCGAGCUGCCACCAUGAACCCCGAGAAGGAUUUCGCGCCGCUCACGCCCAACAUCGUGCGCGCCCUCAAUGACAAGCUCUACGAAAAGCGGAAGGUGGCAGCACUGGAGAUCGAGAAGCUGGUCCGGGAGUUCGUGGCCCAGAACAACACCGUGCAGAUCAAGCAUGUGAUCCAGACGCUGUCUCAGGAGUUUGCCCUGUCCCAGCACCCGCACAGCCGGAAAGGGGGCCUCAUCGGCCUGGCUGCCUGCUCCAUCGCGCUGGGCAAGGACUCGGGGCUCUACCUGAAGGAGUUGAUUGAGCCAGUGCUGACCUGCUUCAAUGAUGCCGACAGCAGGCUGCGCUACUACGCGUGUGAGGCCCUCUACAACAUCGUCAAGGUGGCCCGAGGCGCUGUGCUGCCCCACUUCAACGUGCUCUUUGACGGGCUGAGCAAGUUGGCUGCUGACCCAGACCCCAAUGUGAAGAGCGGCUCUGAGCUCCUAGACCGCCUCUUAAAGGACAUCGUGACGGAGAGCAACAAGUUCGACCUGGUGGGCUUCAUCCCCUUGUUGCGGGAGAGGAUUUAUUCCAACAACCAGUACGCCCGGCAGUUCAUCAUCUCCUGGAUCCUGGUUCUGGAGUCCGUGCCAGACAUUAACCUGCUGGAUUAUUUGCCGGAGAUCCUGGAUGGACUCUUCCAGAUCCUGGGCGACAACGGCAAAGAGAUUCGGAAAAUGUGUGAGGUGGUCCUUGGAGAAUUCUUGAAGGAAAUUAAAAAGAACCCUUCCAGUGUUAAGUUUGCUGAGAUGGCCAACAUCCUGGUGAUCCACUGCCAGACCACGGACGACCUGAUCCAGCUGACAGCCAUGUGCUGGAUGCGGGAGUUCAUCCAGCUGGCCGGCCGGGUGAUGCUGCCCUACUCCUCUGGGAUCCUGACCGCUGUCUUGCCCUGCCUGGCCUACGAUGACCGCAAGAAGAGCAUCAAGGAGGUGGCCAACGUGUGCAACCAGAGCCUGAUGAAGCUGGUCACCCCCGAGGACGACGAGCCCGACGAGCCCAAGCCAGUGGUUCAGAAGCAGGCAGAACCUAACCCUGAUGACUCGUUGGCAAAGCCGGAGGGAGCAGCCAGUGGAGGGCCCGAUGGUGCUUGUGACUCCAGCUUCAGUAGCAGCAUCAGUGUCUUCACUCCGGCCAGCACUGAGAGGGCCCCCGUCACCCUCCACCUCGACGGGAUUGUGCAGGUUCUGAGCUGCCACCUCAGCAACAUGGCCAUCGGGAUGAUGACCAGGAUCGCUGUCCUCAAGUGGCUCUACCACCUCUACAUCAAGACCCCCCGGAAGAUGUUCCGGCACACAGACAGCCUCUUCCCUACCCUACUCCAGACGUUAUCAGAUGAAUCCGAUGAGGUUAUUCUGAAGGAUCUGGAGGUAUUGGCAGAAAUUGCUUCCUCCCCCGCAGGCCAGAUGGAUGACCCAGGCCCCCUCGAUGGCCCUGACCUCCGGGUCAGCCACUCAGAGCUCCAGGUGCCCACCCCUGGCAGAGCUGGCCUACUGAAGACUCCUGGUACCAAAGGCUUGGAGUGUUCUCCUUCGACUCCGACCAUGAACUCCUACUUUUACAAGUUCAUGAUCAACCUUCUCAAGAGGUUCAGCAGCGAACGGAAGCUUCUGGAGGUCAGAGGCGGCUUCAUCAUCAGGCAGCUCUGCCUCCUGCUGAACGCGGAGAACAUCUUCCACUCGAUGGCGGACAUCCUGCUCCGGGAGGAGGACCUCAAGUUCGCCUCGACCAUGGUCCACACCCUCAACACCAUCCUGCUGACCUCCACUGAGCUCUUCCAGCUGCGAAACCAGCUGAAGGACCUGAAGACCCCGGAGAGCCAGAACCUGUUCUGCUGCCUGUACCGCUCCUGGUGCCACAACCCAGUCACCACGGUGUCCCUCUGCUUCCUCACCCAGAACUACCGGCACGCCUACGACCUCAUCCAGAAGUUCGGGGACCUGGAGGUCACUGUGGAUUUCCUCACGGAGGUAGACAAGCUGGUGCAGCUGAUUGAGUGCCCCAUCUUCACAUAUCUGCGCCUGCAGCUGCUGGAUGUGAAGAACAACCCGUACCUGAUCAAGGCCCUGUACGGCCUGCUCAUGCUGCUGCCCCAGAGCAGCGCCUUCCAGCUGCUCUCCCACCGGCUCCAGUGCGUGCCCAACCCCGAGCUGCUGCAGACGGGAGACGGUGUGAAGGCAGCCCCCAAGUCACAGAAAGCAGACUCCCCGAGCAUCGACUACGCUGAGCUGCUGCAGCACUUUGAAAGGGUCCAGAAGAAGCACCUGGAAGUGAGGCACCAGCGGAGUGGGCGUGGGGAUCACCUGGACCGGAGGGUUGUCCUCUGAUAGGCCUGGCCUGGGGAAGGGCCCAAGGAGUGGUCCCAUGGAGCACUUGGGGUCUUCAGGCCCCCUCCCCACAGAGCCCGAGGACCUGCCUCAGGGGCAGGGCUGGGCCUGGCCACCAGCGCAGGGCAGGGUAGGGGACUGGAAGCUCUGUCCAUCCAAGCUCCUCUCACAGGCCCUCCAGCGCAGUCAGCUGCACUCUGGCAUUCAGACAGAGCUGGCUUCCUGCCAGGGUGAGGCCGCAGCCUCAGACGCCCCCAUUUUCUGGAAUCGGGUUCUUUCUAAUGCCCUCUUGUAAAAGAGCUUGACCUCCCCAGCGCACCAGAGCUCUGGCCUCCUGUGGAUGUGUGUGUACAUAUGUGUAUACACAUCUGUGCACAUAGGGACCAGCACAGAGGUCCAUAUGAAUGGCGCACCCUCUGUCCCAAUAAAGAAACGCAACCCGUGCCUGGCCUGCUCCUUCCCA
Molecule: messenger RNA, 3098 nt
Organism: Lagenorhynchus albirostris (white-beaked dolphin)
Lineage: Eukaryota; Metazoa; Chordata; Mammalia; Artiodactyla; Delphinidae
Gene: VAC14
Product: VAC14 component of PIKFYVE complex
Exons: 19
Coding region: 284-2635 (783 amino acids)
Biological process (GO): positive regulation of kinase activity; phosphatidylinositol biosynthetic process
Cellular component (GO): PAS complex; endosome membrane
Source: RefSeq, a predicted model, not a curated record